Messenger RNA from Ipomoea triloba (trilobed morning glory), 1403 nucleotides. RefSeq names its product 30S ribosomal protein S9, mitochondrial. The record is from RefSeq and is a predicted model, not a curated record. Bases 66 to 1226 code for a protein of 386 amino acids. Gene Ontology annotation, biological process: translation. The transcript has 4 exons. Gene Ontology annotation, cellular component: cytosolic small ribosomal subunit; ribosome. NCBI's taxonomy places the organism in Eukaryota, Viridiplantae, Streptophyta, Magnoliopsida, Solanales, Convolvulaceae. Gene Ontology annotation, molecular function: RNA binding; structural constituent of ribosome.
UCUCCAUUUUCACUGUCAUCUUACUUCUCUCUUCACUCCUCCCUCUCUCUCUCUGGGCUUAAACAAUGCUCUCUCGCUUCAUCUCCAGAUCAUCACAUCUCCGAUUACUCACCCAAAUCUCAUCCAGGACCCGUUUUCCCGACCCGAAACCCCUCUUUCCCCACUCCCCAAUCCCCGUUUUCGUCCCCAGGACCUUCCAAUUCCAAUUCUUCUCCACAAACAACAACAAUGGCGAAUCUCCGCCCUCCGAUUUCUGGAAGCUCUCCUCGGAGACGCAAUCCGUGUUCUCGGAGGAAAUUGAGGGAUCCGAAACAGCGCCACCGGAUAACACCCCUUCGUUGAGGGAUUGGGAGGGGGAGGGCGACGCGCCGCCGGAGAAGGCUAGUGAGACGGCGGCGCGUGGCGAGCAUGAGUGGGCGACGGCGGCGGGGUACGAGGCGUGGAGCUCGUUGGUGGAUGAGGGUGGGGAGAGAGUGUUCGAUAUUGGGGAAGAAGAACAGCGAGAGAUUGUGAGUUUUAACGCGGAGGAGGAGGAGAGGUUGAGGAAAGAGAAGAUGGAGGAGGAAAAGAGACUCGAGUUGGAAGAGAAAGCCCUCACUCCUAUUCUCAAAGGUCCAAACCGUGCAUUUGGUGAUCUUAUUGCAGCAUCUGGAAUCACCGACGAUAUGCUCGAUAGUUUGAUGGCUUUGAAAGACUUUGAAGGCAUCAAAGGGUUGCCCCCUCUACACGAAAUAGAAGAUAUGCGUUAUGAAAGAAGUACGAUGAAAUCCAGUAGAGCAGAAAUAGAACGACAGAAACAGGAGGAAAUUGCUAAGGCACGAGUACGACAAGUAGAUGAAAAGGGAAGGGCUUAUGGCACGGGAAGGAGGAAAUGCAGUAUUGCCCGAGUCUGGAUUGAACCUGGCGAUGGAAAAUUUGUAGUAAAUGACAAAGAGUUUGACGUAUAUUUUCCAAUGCUUGAUCAUCGGGCCAACCUUCUUCGACCUUUCUCUGAAACUAAGACUCUCGGUAUGUGGGACGUCAAGUGUACUGUAAAAGGUGGCGGUGUAUCAGGUCAAGUCGGAGCAAUCCAAUUGGGCGUCAGCAGGGCUUUGCAAAACUGGGAUCCAGAGUUGCGCCCUCCACUCCGGGAAGGUGGUUUCUUGACAAGAGACUCGAGAGUUGUUGAAAGGAAAAAGCCUGGUAGAGCGAAAGCGAGAAAGAGCUUCCAAUGGGUUAAACGUUAAGCUUUACGGUCUGUUGUUUCAGUAUUGUAUGGACAUUUGGGCAUUAGUUCCUCAUAAAGAAAUCACUUUUUGAUUCAGCAGUCAGUUUUCUUGUAGUUUUUUCGUGUGUUUCAAUCACUCUCAUGGCAUUGAUACACUGAUUUUUUUUCUUUAAAUUGAAGACAGUUAGCCAAUUUA